AUGGUUGUAUUAGUCACAUCAGACAAUGAAGAAUUCAAAGUCGACCGGGAAGUCGCGAUCCGUAGUGUUUUGAUCAAAAACAUGAUUGAGGAUGUUGGAGAAUCGGACAACCCCAUUCCUCUACCCAACGUAUCCGCUAGCGUACUCAAGAAGGUCAUUGAGUGGUGCGAACAUCACAAAAAGGACCCCGAGCCUUCUGCCGAAGACCCAGACGAUGCCCGAAAGCGAGCUACCGAGAUCGGUGAAUGGGACACCAAAUUCAUUGCUGUUGACCAAGAGAUGCUCUUUGAGAUCAUCUUGGCGGCCAACUACUUGGACAUCAAACCUCUUUUAGAUGUCGGUUGCAAAUCUGUUGCCAACAUGAUCAAAGGCAAGCAGCCUGAGGAGAUCCGUAAACUGUUCAACAUUGUGAAUGACUUCACCCCUGAGGAAGAGGCACAAAUCAAAAAGGAAAACGAAUGGGCAGAGGCAAGAUCGUUAAAGGGCUGUCUUUGUAAAGAAAUGUUUCUAGUAUAA
Messenger RNA from Melampsora larici-populina 98AG31, 516 nucleotides. RefSeq lists its product as uncharacterized. Lineage: Eukaryota; Fungi; Basidiomycota; Pucciniomycetes; Pucciniales; Melampsoraceae. Bases 1 to 516 code for a protein of 171 amino acids. Gene Ontology annotation, biological process: SCF-dependent proteasomal ubiquitin-dependent protein catabolic process; mitotic cell cycle. Gene Ontology annotation, cellular component: nucleus; cytoplasm. Gene Ontology annotation, molecular function: cullin family protein binding. The record is from RefSeq and is a predicted model, not a curated record. The transcript has 7 exons.